CAUUUGUGAUUUCACGUUGGUUCCUGAGUACGGUACUUUGCUUUUAAUCCUCGCAAAAAAAUGUCGCUUCCUGAGGCGAUGUACCUGCGCUAUCAUGGACUUCUGCUUCCCAGAGAAAAUAACUCCUAUGAGAGUUUGAAAUUUGCGCAGGAAUUCAAGUUUGAAGACGACGACAUCCUGGUCGUUACCUACCCAAAGUCAGGUACAAUCUGGAUGCAGGAGAUCCUCCCGCUGGUGCUGAAUGGGGGGGAUCUCACCGUCAUCCAUACCAUUCCUAACUGGGAGAGAGUCCCAUUGAUUCAGACCAAAAGAUUUGCAUUGUUUGUCAAUAAGCUGGCAUCUCCACGGAUGCUGGGCACACAUUUUCCCUACAACCUCAUGCCCCCUUCCUUCUACACCUCCAAAGCCAAGGUGAUCUACAUCAUGAGGAACCCAAAGGACAUCAUGGUGUCUUCAUACUACUUCCAUCAGAUGGCCGGUUUCCUUGAGGAUCCAGGAACCUUUGAUGAGUUUAUGGAUAAAUUUCUCGAGGGUGAAGUUAUGUUUGGAAAAUGGACAGACCACGUGAAGAGCUGGAGAAGCAGUGAACUAGCAGACAGAAUCAUGUAUAUUACAUAUGAAGAAAUGGUUCAGGACCUGCCUGCAUCUCUCAGGCGUAUCUCAGAUUUCCUGGGCCGUAAUCUGACUGAAGAAGUCAUCCAGAAGAUAGCAGAGAAUUGCUCUUUCAAGACAAUGAAGACCAACAACAUGUCUAACUUCAGUCUGAUGCCCAAGGUGUACAUGGACAGUGACAAGUCUCCUUUCCUAAGGAAAGGUACUGUUGGAGACUGGAAAAACCACUUCAGCUCAGAGCAACUGGCCCGAUUCAUAUCAGUGAUUUCCAAAGAGCUGGAGGGUGAGAGCUUCUCUCUGCCAUGGAGCCUGGACUGACCAUCAUCUGCAUACAGAUGUUUUUUUGCGGUCAUUUAACCCUUGUGCUCCCACUGCGUUUGAAUUCACGAGAAUGUGUCCGGGGCACGAAGGACCCCCUCUGCAAUGGGGACUCGCAAACGCGUGAUACAUACGUGGGUCUCAGGUGGGGUCGAACCGACCCCCUGACAGAGUGAAUCUCCAUAGUGCUGCUUAGACCCUGUGUGUGUGUGUGUGUGUGUGUGUGUGCGUGCGUG
Molecule: messenger RNA, 1166 nt
Organism: Archocentrus centrarchus (flier cichlid)
Lineage: Eukaryota; Metazoa; Chordata; Actinopteri; Cichliformes; Cichlidae
Product: sulfotransferase 2B1-like
Exons: 6
Coding region: 61-930 (289 amino acids)
Molecular function (GO): sulfotransferase activity
Source: RefSeq, a predicted model, not a curated record